GCCCUAAACCUGACCUCACCCUUCGUUGGCGUCUGAACGAAAGAGAGCCCAUCGCCCGCGCAGAGAGAGAGAGAGAUGGGGAAGAAAGCGAAGAGCUCUCGCAAGGGGAAGAAGGCGUGGAGGGCUAACAUCAGCACGGAUGACUUCGAGGACUUCUACGAGAAAUCCACCAAGGACGCCCUCUCCGGUGGAUCUCUCGCAAAUGUCCCCAGCGAAUCCCUGUUCUACGUUGAUAAAUCCAGAGAUCUUCCCAUCAAACGGAAGAUUGAAAAACACAGAGAAAAAGUACUCUACAGUGACAGCCUGCUGCAAAAAAAUGCCUUCGUUGAACCAGUUCCAUCUUCAAUGCAAAAAAAAUCCACGAAAAAAUUUAAAGGAGUCAAGGCAACAGAUGAUGUACGCCGAGAUGGUGACAAGGAUGAUUGUAUUUCAGCUCCUGGCAUGGUUGACAUAUGGGAUGAGAAAGGUGAAAAUGACAGCAAGACCAAAAGGGCACGUAAGCCUUCCACUAUUCCAGCAGUUGAAAUUGAGCCUCCUGGAUGCUCAUUUAAUCCCUCAUUCGAGAGUCAUCAGGAUUCAUUGGCCCAUGCCGUUGCAGAGGAAAUGCAGAAAGUCUAUCGGAAUGAGUUGGGCCCUCAGCCAGUUCCAUUAACUGUUACUGGGGAAGUCAUUGAUGAAGAUGAUAUGUAUUUCAUCGAGGCAGACAAUGGGAGCGAUGAUGAUACCAAUGUGGAUGACUUGGGCGAGAAUGCGGAUAUUGCCUCCCAAACGAGGCUUUCUAAGACAAAAGCAGUUACUCGAGUUGAGCGAAAUAAGAGAGCAAGGCGUAAAGAACACUUGAGAGUGGAAGCAGGAGCAAAAAAAGUGGAGGAACUUAAGAAGGAUAUUGACUGCUUACCAGAAAUAAUUGAAGAAAUAGCUAAAGAAGACGAGGAGAAGCAUAAAAGACAUCUAAGGCGAAUUGUGGCAAAGCAAGAGAGACUAAAAUCAGGUCCUCCACGCCUGGGGAAGCACAAAUUUGAGCCUGCCCCUCUGCAAGUCCUAUUAUCUGAAGAAAUCACUGGAUCUCUUCGGAAGCUGAAGGGUUGCUGUACACUUGCAAGAGAUCGAUUUAAGAGCCUUGAGAAGAGAGGGUUGGUUGUCCCUACAGCCAAGAGGCGCAGGAAGUAAGAGAAGCUUUCAAAUUUGAAUAAUAUGGGGAAAAGGUGUCGGUUGGAAGCACACAGUGAAGUGGAAGACGCGGCCUUUUAUUUUUUUGGCUUUGCGGAUGUCAUACUUUUGGGUUUAUUUUAUUAAGUUUUGGAUGAUGGCAGUUUCGUAUGAACUGCUGCUAUUAACAGCCACUCUACUCUAGGAGGAAUGUUGUAUGUCAGGUUAAUAACUGUCUUUGUAGGUUCUUAAGUGUUUCAAUUUAUACUCCUACUUAUUAUUUGGAUAUACCAAGAAAUAUUUACACUAUUGAAGCUAUUAUUAAAUAGCAACAUAUUUGUGAGGCAA
Molecule: messenger RNA, 1497 nt
Organism: Malania oleifera
Lineage: Eukaryota; Viridiplantae; Streptophyta; Magnoliopsida; Santalales; Ximeniaceae
Product: ribosome biogenesis protein NOP53
Exons: 12
Coding region: 76-1170 (364 amino acids)
Biological process (GO): rRNA processing; ribosomal large subunit assembly
Cellular component (GO): nucleolus
Molecular function (GO): 5S rRNA binding
Source: RefSeq, a predicted model, not a curated record